Fimicolochytrium jonesii is the source of this 1388-nucleotide messenger RNA. RefSeq lists its product as uncharacterized. The record is from RefSeq and is a predicted model, not a curated record. Bases 200 to 976 code for a protein of 258 amino acids. NCBI's taxonomy places the organism in Eukaryota, Fungi, Chytridiomycota, Chytridiomycetes, Spizellomycetales, Powellomycetaceae. The transcript has 4 exons.
GGUGUCGCGCAGUGGAAUUGGGUGGUGUUUCCCCCAGCCUCCAUCUACUGGAACGUGAUCGUCCCCAUCUGGGACAUCCGCGACAAAACCGCCACGGGGCCAAUGAUGGGAUGCCAGGCAGGCGGUGUCAUGGAGCGAUCAGCUGUAGCUUCGUUGCAAGCCGCGCUACCGUCCGCGAACGCCGUUAUCUUCAUCUACGAUGCGACCACGACUAAUCGGGCUGGCCAGGUUAUCACCUCGUCGAAUAUCGAUGCGAUCCAUCCCGUUUACAUUGACUUCUAUAACAAGACGACUUGUAAGUUGCUGGGAUAAGACGCAUAGAUUGCUUGUGAAUUGGAGCGCACCACAGACACCUUGUCGCGUUCUAGCUUACCUUGACAACAACCCCGUUCCGGCUGUUGACCAUAUCGGCAAAUUCAUCCAGUCUCGAUAUCCAGUAUUGAGCGACAUGCCGACCGAUGUGUUAGAAUUCAAGGCCAAUCUGGGUGGUGAAGAUUGGUACAUUGCCACCAAACCUCUUCACCUCGGCCCCGGGAGCGUAUCAGCCGGCAGCCGCUGGCAGCUCGUCAUCGCCUUCCCGCGCUCCGACUUCUUUUAUCGCAUCGAUCAGUCCAUCCGGAAUAGCAUCAUCGUCAUCGCCGUAUGCAGUACGGUCGGCUUACUGGCCGCCGCCGCCGUGUCCUUCGUCAUCACGGUGCCACUGCAACGCCUCGCGCACAGGAUGACUGAAGUGACGAACCUGAAAUUUAGCGCAUUGGAGAAUGGAAAGCUGCAAGCUCGAAGCUUACUGCGUGAGAUUGGAUCUUUAGAAAACACGUUCGCGGUGAUGGUCAGAGCUUUCGCCGCUGGUAUCCGCAAGAACUCCGAGAUGACGAAUAAAAUGCGAUCGGCCACCAGUGGGCCCAGAUCGAGCAAUGGCCCGUACGUUGUCGGAAACGGGAAGCGGAGCGGACAAGGUUCCGAACAGCCUAAAUAGUGCCAGGAUCACGCCCGUAUUUCGUAUAUCACUGCGUAAUUAACCUCAUCAACAUGGCUCGCAAGCCGAGACUGCUCUAUCGAUACCCUCAGAUCUUCCUGAAAGCGGAUUCAAAGAACAUGUAUAUGCACAUCGUAACCACAACCUAAUGACAACGCAAGCGGAACUUAGAUAUGACAACUUGACGGGGUGUACCUAAUCUACAUGCCUUCGAGAAAACCGUUUGGGGACUCCGUAGCAUGAUCUGGUAGUCAGUCUGCUGCAUGUUCGACAUGCCGAUGGAAGUGGGCGCAAUCUGCCGCGUAGUGCUUCACCGCACAAUCACUUCGAAAGAUCUUGGUCACACCGUCCGACGUCCUGCCGCCGGAGCUAAGUAGAGAUCUUCAUUUCUCUCAGCUUCUCCUCGCGAUUC